This is a messenger RNA of Triplophysa dalaica, 3230 nucleotides long. RefSeq names its product arkadia (RNF111) C-terminal like ring finger ubiquitin ligase 2Cb (gene ark2cb). Bases 273 to 1334 code for a protein of 353 amino acids. The transcript has 8 exons. Lineage: Eukaryota; Metazoa; Chordata; Actinopteri; Cypriniformes; Nemacheilidae. Gene Ontology annotation, molecular function: zinc ion binding; ubiquitin protein ligase activity. The record is from RefSeq and is a predicted model, not a curated record.
CUUCUUAUGAUGAUUCUUGUGUUUUAAUACAUUCGAUUAUAUUGCACGGGGUAAUGGUAAAUGUUAUAUGUUGUCACGCGUUGUUCGCGGUUCCAACACGUCACCCGGUUCGAGCGAAUCAUGCGAUGAACCGAUUCAGGAGAACAUGCGAGUCGAACAUCAGUGUCGCUCCUCUUUGUCCUCGCGGUGACUGACUGCAUAUGAUCCCGCUGAAUGUACGAUAUUUAUCCCCCCGUUUAUAUUCUAAAUUCGUCAAAGAGAGGAUCUGAAGGAUGGUUUUAGUUCACGUUGGAUAUUUGGUUCUUCCCGUCUUCGGCUCAGUGAGAAACAGAGGAUCUCAUUUUAACAGGCAUCAGCACAGUCAUGCUACCUCCUGCCGUCAUUUCCACGUCGGGCCGCAGACACAGAUCCCCGUGGAGUUCCCCAUGCCUCAUCCAGGACAAUCUCAGACGGGGAUCAGCCAUCACCUUGGGCCCGCUCACCAGCCGCCUGCCGCCACCGCUGCGUUACAUCCGCCCCUCGGCCACAUACCAGCACCACCUUUCCAGGACAUCCCGAGCCCUCCCUUCCUACCUCAGGCUUUACACCAGCAAUACCUCAUCCAACAGCAGAUCCUGGAGGCCCAACACAGGAGGAUCCUCCCACAGCACAGACACGCUCAAGACAGACCCCUGCACCACCCGCAGACGCUGCGACCGCCGUACGAUUACCCCCCGUCCCUUCACGUUCCUCCGCCCGCAGGCCUUCCACAGCAGCCUCAGCGUUAUCUGGCUGAAGGAACAGACUGGGAUCUGAGUGUGGACCCGGUUCUCCCGCAGUAUCACAUUCCCCCUCUCUCACAACAUUACCAGCAUUACCUGACGUCUCCACGACUCCAUCACUUCCCCAGGAACACAACCACAGCACAAGUGGUCGUCCAUGAGAUCAGAAACUACCCGUAUCCUCAGUUACACCUGCUGGCUCUGCAGGGACUCAGUCCGUCUCGACACGCGUCUGCCGUACGGGAGAGUUAUGAGGAGCUUCUGCAGCUGGAGGACCGACUGGGUAAUGUGAACCGAGGAGCCCUGCAGAGCACCAUCGAGAGAUUCACUUUUCCUCACAAAUAUAAGAAGAGAAGACCUCUGGAGCUGAAGAUCAGCACGGACGAAGAAGAAUUGGACACGGAUGAAAAAUGCACGAUUUGCCUCUCAAUGCUUGAAGACGGAGAAGAUGUGAGGAGAUUACCCUGCAUGCAUCUGUUCCAUCAGGCGUGUGUUGACCAGUGGCUGGCCACCAAUAAGAAGUGUCCCAUCUGCAGGGUAGACAUUGAGACGCAGCUGUCCCCCGAUAGCUGAUGUCUCGCGUAGCACCAACAUCUCAAGUCCUGUCGUCUUUCUCCGUCCCCUCGUGGGUACUUUGCCAAACGUGUGUCGUCUCUUAUCACCUCUCACCUCUGACCUUUGCCUUCUGAGCCAACCCACGACGUAGAACAGGGAGGAGCGCAGACGCACGCGGAGAAGAUUUCAUGGCGUCACACAAGACGCUCUCCUCAGAUCCACCCAGCAUUUUCAGGGUUCAGUGGGUCACGAAGGAAGCAUUGCAGCAUUAACCAAUAUAGCACGCCACACGCGUGUGCCGCAUUUAUCAGAGGUGAUGAUGCUUGAGUCAUGGGUGUGGUGUGAUGUACCAGUGAGAGCAGGCUUGCCAUAGACAUGAACUGUGACCCGUCUGUGUUUCGUGCUCGCUUACAAACGUGGAGGAUUGUGUGAAUUAAUGCAUGAGGAGGACGUCUCGAGCGAGAUCUAAUCCUGAAGACACUCACUGUGUUCUUAACGCGAGUGGAACAUGUUACCGCAUUGCCUGUAGUAGCACAAGCACACGUUUAUAACUGUCUCCGUGAGUCUCGUGACGUGUGUGCUUUCGCUCGCUCGUCAUAUCGUGCAUGAAGCCCGUUCACGCGCGCGCGCGCGCUGCCAUUUCUAGAGGACACAAGGGAGUAAAGCCAUUCGUUUUCUAGAAACCAAACAUUGAUUCUUUUCUACGCCGUUCGCGGUCGUUCGCUUUGUCGCUUACGGUGGCCGAGCUGUGUGUACGUGACACAAGUAGCUUCAAUGCUGGAAGAAAAUAUUUAUUGUCGUCUUUUCGUCAAUGCACUGUCGCGCGAUUCUUUCACGUUUCUUGCUUUUGCACUCAGUUUCCUUGUGUACGGUGCACUCACAUCCAAAUAAAGCGAGGGAGCGGACCCGUUUUAACACCACGUGAUGACGUGAUGACGUGUCCGUUACGCCGCACGCUGACUGACCACUUUUAAUGUACGUGACGUAACUGUUGUUCUGUAGCAUUUCAGCAGACGUUGUUGUGUCGAUGAUAUGACGAUGUCGUUUUUCAAUCUAAUAAUAAUAAUAAUAAUAAUAAUAAUAAUAAUGGUAAAUUGUGGUGAUGAUGAUGAUGCGCGUUUCUGCUUUUCCGUUGCGUAGUUUACACAUGAGAUCUUGGUCCAAAUGCCUUAAGUAUUUAACAAUCAUAAUUUAUGACUUACUUUACCUGCUCUGGGUGCGCGUUUUGAGUUCCGAACUAGUAUCGUAAUGUAAUCGAUUUAUUUAUUUACGUAAGCAAAGCGUGUGUGUAUAAAUACCUCAUCGUGCUGUAAUACUUUAUUGAGAGUGCUUUGCAUGCGGUCGUACAAGUGUCAAAACAAGCGAAAUAAACCCCGAGCGCGCGCUGAGCUGAUGCUCAUUACAUUCGUGCAGUUUCAUGGAGUCGUUCAGCUGUGAGCUCGUUCAUACGGACUGGAAUAGUUGUGCAUGUUUCUGCGCACACAUGCAUCGCUGUUGACGUCAUUGCUGAUGAAUCUGUGCGUGUUUUCUAAUAGUGAUGACGAGUGAGUUUCGCUGUGGUUAGAGCUGCUUGUCUUGUACUCGUUUGGCUUUAAUUUAUAGUUGGGUGUCGGCCAGCUCUCUGUGCACUGCGCUCGAGUCUUUCAUUCUCCCGUUAUAGAAGCCCAUUGGGUUUAUUUUUCUGUGAUUGUUCUUUAUAAGAGGGGCUUUAAAACGUCCGAAUGCAUUCGUACAGCUACUAGUAUUGUGGUACAAAUAUACUAAUAUUUGAAGAGUUUGCUUCCAAAAUGAGAAGUCCGUUUUUAAAAUCAUGUUUUUUUAUUGUGCAUUCCAAUUCAUUUCAGUUUGGGAUUUAAAGGGUAAUUCCGGCCAACAAGAGAAAAUUCUGCCACUAGUUACUCCACCCUCAAGUAG